GAACAAAACAAACAAACAAACAAAGCAGGCCUCACCUCACGGAAGAAUCGCGUGUGGAGACAUUCAGCAAGCAUUCAUUCAGCAAACUUUCAGUGAAUCAUGUCAUGACACUUUGAUGUUAGAACGUCAAAGGACACUCUAAAUCAAUCCGAGCUACAUCCGAAGAAAAUUUUAUCCAAUAUCCAGUGUUUUCAACAGGUUAAAAGUUACGAAAGUUAAAAUGGAUAAAGACAUUGAAAGUUUAUGGCUGUGUUUGCCGGCUAAAGAACACGACGCUAAAAUACUCAUCCAUAGAAUAGCCUGCCACUUUCAAAAUUAUUUCACAUCUGAAGACAUAGAUCUAUCACUGCACCUUCUAUUUCAAGAGGAAAAAGGUCUUAAGUCCUUUUUGGAUGCUUUAUCAAACAGCAACAUGAAAAAAGUCUCUUCUGAUGUCCUGAAUUUUUUAGAAUUUCUUAUUGUUAAGUUACCGUUUAGUCUUGAAAACUAUGUAGUCAUUAUCAGAGAUAUUGCAAUGUCUUAUGUCCAAAGAACUUCUUCAUCUGCUGAGGAAAAAGAUAGAGCUUUUGAUAUCCUCAUUGCUCUUGUUCAGAAUGGACCAUGGAAUGCAGAUUUACAAAUCACACCCAUUGUUACUAAGCUGUUCAGUAUGGCAUCACAUAGCACCAGCAAGCCAACAGUUCUACGCAAAGUUUACAAACUUAUAGGAGCACUAGCUGAGCACCUACCUCAUGAUAUCAAUUUUUUAUCGAAGCGCCUUCUUGAUGCAUUGAUGAUGGAUUUGGAAUACCAGAUUUUCCAUUCUCGCAAAGUGGAAUUUACCAUUAUUGAAGGCUGUUUGGAUGGACUGACUGGUUUCCUUCAUUCUUUCCCUUUAGACGGUUCUACUGAUAGUGAAAGAUGCAAUAAAAUAGUUGAUUGUCUUUGGAAAACUCUGCUGCUGGUAGAUGUGCACCGGAAAACUGCACCUAGAGCUGCAUUGAAUUUGCUAGCCAAUCACGGAGAUCAAUUUCGUGCUAGUUUAGUUCUCAAAUUUGAGGAUUGGCACAAAACUCUUUGUAGGUGGCUACCAAUUGGCAAGGACGAGAGGAGGGUUGGGAAGCAAGCAUUACUCACAUUUUACUACAUUAUGGCAAAUCAUAUUACUGGUCAGCGAGGGCCAAAGGAUACAUUAGAUUUCUUCUGUAACCAUUUUAAAAACCAAUUUCAAAUGUCGAUGGAUGUAGAUAUUGCAGUGAAAGGAUUUGGACUGUUUGCAAAGCCAAUGAAAUUACUUUCUCCUGAAGAAAUUCCUGUGAUAUUCAAUAUUAUAGCUCAGAAGUCACAUGAGGAAUCCUUCAAGAGUAACCAUCAUAGGUUGGCAGAUUACUUGGAUUCUCUGUCCAUGUUUAGUGUGGAAGCGGGUGUUGUGCACAGCUUACAACUCUCUAUUCUUGAAAGUUUGUCUGUCCAAUUGAUUUGCCAAUACGCAAAGGAGGAGCAUCCUGACUGGCAAAGAGUUAUGGUUGAUGCUGUUAUUUGUACCUUGCAACGCCUAAGAAAAUGUGGUGUGGCUUUGGAUAGUUUUAUGAAUGUUGUCGUACAUCAAGGAAUUAUAAGGUCAGUUACACACCCUGUCAUUGAGGAUGCUGAAAUACUUCGUGAUACUCAACAAAAGGUCAUAACAUAUGAGAACUACCUCCCAUUUUGGCAAAUUUUACUAACUCUAGAUACAUCUAAUAAGAGACUUUUAAGAGAGGCAUCUAUUGAAGAAAAGAGAGACAUUUCAAGAGCUCUGGUCAGUAAAAUAUUGGAUUCUGUUCAGGACAUUAUCAAUAGACUUGAUCUCAGCUUACAAGAAAAUAAUUCAUCUGAAUCAAUUGACCAUUGCAAUGUGGAGAAAUGUGUGGAAGCUACUAACCCACAAGAUUUCACGGUUCUUGUGAACCUUGUCAAUUUUACUAUUGAUCUUUUGAGCAGUCUUCCUGACCAAUCUCUCCUAGCCAACUGGUUCACUCCACUGAUUCUGUAUUGUAUCAAGCUGUCAUCCAAACAUCCAUUAGUGAGCAGCUUUUACAAAUUAUUGGCCAACAUUGUUAGGAUUGCAGAAAAUCUUGACUAUUUUGAGCAAGAGAAAGAUGAAAUGGAAGAUCUUGAGUGGAGAUCAACUGUAAAUCUCUUAAGUGCUUUCCUAUAUGAUGUUAUUUCUCGGCAAGCACAGUACCGCAGUGACCUGCAGGUUUCAUGUUUGCGUUUGAUGUUAGCUACUCCGUCUUGCAUCGCUUUACCUCUUCUGCGCGUAUGUGUUCCUGCAUUUCAGUCAGUUUUCCAAAUAGGCUGCAGCAUGUUGUCUUUAGCCCAUGAAGGCUUGCAUACUUUGUCUCGCUGGAACCAGGAUCUUCCUGGCGAAAAGAUGAGAAUUCUUUUGAAAGCUGUCUUACCCUCAUUUGAUAGUCUGCUCCAGACAAAAGAUAGUGUUCCUGUUGAUGAAGAUGACGGCAAUCUUUAUGGGAUGACCAUGGUAAAAACCGUCCUGCAAGAACAAAAAAAAAAAAAGUUGUGGAAGUACAAAGUGAAUUCUCACUCAGAUACAGAGUUGGUCAAAUUGCAAAAGGAAGUGGUUGUCUUUUUGAGCACAUUGGAUAGCUCUGUUUGUCUCUCUUUGUUGGAUGGGAGUGAGGAUAGGGUAGGUGUCACAGCUUGGCAGAAGGAGAGACUGUUAAAGUUUCCUAUGCCUUUUCAAGACAUGAAGGUAGACAUCAGUUUAGAUGACUUACUGCCUCGCCUAGUGCACUUAGCUGUCAACUGUAGUGAUCGUCAGACAAAAACUGCUGCAUGUGAAUCACUACAUGCUGUAAUCAUGUUUAUGCUCGGAAAAGAAAAGCAGUUGGAAACUGCACACCAAGGUCACUUGACUUCACUUUGGGUUCACCUUUUCCCCAAAAUAUUCAGCCUUGCAUGUGAUGUUGACAUAAUUGUAAGCCAGCUUUUUAAACCAUUGGGUGAGCAGUUGGCUCAUUGGUAUUCCAGCAAACUGAAUGAAAAGAGUGAACAGGCUGAUGCUUUUUUGAGAGCAAUCCUUGAUGGCAUAACACACCAGACGGAUGCAGCUUUACGUGAUUACUCCGCUACCUGUCUUCAUGAGUAUGUUAAAUGGUCAAGAAAGCAAGGAAACAUGAUGGCAAAAGUUGCACCUGUGAUAAAGUUUGUACUAAGCAUGUUCCGUCAUCCAUGCCCUCAGAAACGCAUGGGUGCCUCUCUGGCAUUUAAUAGUAUGUAUGCUGUUUUACGUGAAGAUCUUAAAAUUGUUGAUGAAUUUUGGAUUGAAAUACUGUAUGGCCUAGUGACUGGUCUUUCUUCGUGCUCAAUAACGGGUGAAGACAGUAGCGCAGAGGCUCAUAUUGACAAGUCGCUGCAACAUGUACUUAGAGUAUUAAUGGAAUGCUCUAACAAGUUCAAUUUGGAUAGCCCUUCCCGGCGAAUCCCGAGAGAAUUGACUGGAAGAAAUUUGUGGCAUGUGGUACGCUGGCUGCUGAAGUACUGCACUGCAUUAAACUCUCAAUGUCGUCACAGCAGUAUGAAAUUGGUAGAUUGUUUGGCACGUUAUGUUUCUGAUUGUCGGUCUACAAAAGAUUUUAUUGAAAGUGUGAUAUCAAUUGAAGGCAAUUGUAGCCUUUUGUUGGUGGCAGAAGGUGAAACUAGUUUGCGUACAACUUUACCAAGUUCAGCUCCAUGGGAUCAAGCCUUAGCAUGGGUGUUCUCAUUGCUAGCUAGCAUGGAAUCAUACAUAUGGCUGAUGGAAGUGAACAUACCUCCUGUUACUUUGUUUGACCUCAACAGUUCUAAAAUUACUCCGGCUUUGAUGCACUUUUUGGAAAGUAUAGUUGGUACUCCAAUCAACCAACCCUCACUGUGGAGGCCUAAAGCUAUGGAGCAAUUCAAUUAUGCCAAGUGCACUACUAUUGUGCGGAUGAUUGAUUUUUUUACCGCAGUUCUUGACAUAGGUCAAGGAUCAAAGUUAAGCCCCUUCUGGUCCUCAAAUUUCUGGAAACUGCUCAUCAAUUGCUGUGUCUGGCCUUCAAAUCUGGGCUUUGACUCCACCUCAAAAAAUGUUGAAGAAAACCUUUCCAUCACAGUUCAGAGGUUCCUUAGGUCUCUGAAUACCCAUGCUCCGGCGUCUGCGGUUAAUGAUUUAAAAUGCAUUUUAAAGGAUUAUUUAUCAUCUGUGGCCCCGGAUAUGCUUAAUAGAUUUCACGAAGCUAUCCGACGCGAUAGAGUGCUGCCGCACGACAAAGAGCUUGUUAGGGGUCUAAGUGUCCUCCAAAGUGUUUUCAAAGAGACUCAAAUGUGGAGUGGCUUGAUUGGUGAGAGAAGUCUGGUUGCAGUUUUUCAGGCCAUUGUCGAACCUGUCUUAAAUAGUGAGCACAAAGCACCUGUGAGUCUCAACCCGACAGCACGGAUGUAUGCUCAAUCAAUGCUGGAAUUUUAUUUCUCAACUUGCCCUGAGCUAAACCAACUUAUAAACAAUAUUUUAGAUAGGUCUCCUCUUUCUCAACGUGAUUUACAAUGUAGUAUUACCCACGGAGAACAUUUUGUGGCUUGUUUUGAAGCUGUACUUGUGCCAAGACUGUUGGGAGUACAUCACCAGACCGUAAGUGCUCUGGCAGAGCAUUUAACUCCUGAGGUCAGCCCUCAACAUUUGACAAUUUUAUCUUCAAUUUUGAGGUGGCGCUGCUCAGUCAGUUCUACUACUCGGUAUCAUUUAAUGCAAACAGUUGCUUGCUUGUUUUCAAAGUGGGACAAAUUCAUUUUCUGGGCUAAUGCUGAUCCAUGCAAAGAGGCCUGGUUAAUAUCUCUAAUUAAUCAGAUUGUAGAACUCGACAUUGAUUUUCAUUCUGUCGAAAAUGUCACUCACAUUUGUUCAUGGAUUAUUAAGCUUCUCACAGACUCAUCUAGAACUUUGUCGCUUAAAACCGACUUGCUGUAUUGUCUGCCAAUUGUAUGCUCAAUUUCUGAACCAAGUGAUGUGAAAAAUUCCCUAUUGUCUUUGAAAAAUCAACAUUUUCCAGUUCAAUGCUCAGAAUUCAGACCAGGCUCUGAAGAGUUGGCAACUUUCAAGAGAGCAUUUGAAGCAUUAUUGCAAUCUCUUGUAAUAACCGGAAGCAGUUCUAUUUUGAAUAUUGUGAUUCGAACAAUGACUGUUGAUCCUAACCAUAAUUGUCGACAUCUUUUACCAUCAACUCUACAAAAAUACAUGGCUGUUUUACAAAAAAGUCAAGAUCAUCAAGUUGAGUCUCUUAAGCUUGUGUUUUCUAUGUUUGAAAAUGAAACUAUAUCUGUGGAGUACCGGGCUAAAAUUCUCAAUGAGUUCCUCCUUAAAUUGAUGCAAUUUGCCUCUCUUUCAAGUCAAGUGUCCUUUUCAGUUUCAACAAUAAGCAAGUUGGUGAAGAGAAUCACUGAAGGCUUUAGUAUGAAAACAGAUGUGGGUAAACAAAAGCAUAAAUUGAUGUCCCACAUUGGUAGCUGGCAACUGCUUCAACAUAUUUAUGGAUUUUCUAUGAAAAGUUUGCUAGAGGAGAAAGGAAGUGAGCUAGUGCAAGCUGCAUUCUCUGGAUCUGAGACAAAAGUUACCAGUGGUAAGGAACUCUAUACGCUAAUAGUUAAAACAGGAUUAGCAGCAUUUCAAAACCCUCUGAAUUUUGAAGGAAUAAGUGAUGCCAAAGAGUUGUACCGUCAAUACCUCUGUGCUAUUUACAACACUAUAGCUACAGUAUUUUGUAAUCUGAAGACCCAAGUAGCUGAUUUGAAGUUCUAUAAGGUACUUUUUGCUGAAAACACCAGGAAAUUUUGGCGUUUAUUGGUAGAUGAUGAUAAAUGUUACAUGUUGCCAUUCCAACAAACUGAGCACUUGAAAAAUGUAGAAAAGAUAGUUUCCAUUAGAAGAAAUGUAUCAGAGGCGAAAGACUCCUCUCAAAGAAUGAAUGCCCAUAAGUCUCUUCAACUUCUCCAGUCACCAUCAUUGGCUGGAUCACUUGAAACUGAUAUUACAAGAUUUGAUUUUACUUAUUCACGACUACUCAAGCCAACUGAUAACCAUGAAGCAGAUGCUGAGAAAUCUGUGAUAAUGCUGGAAAAUGAUUCGUUGAAUGACCAUGAAUGUAUGCCAACGGUGUGUAGUAUUAUACGACACUUGGUGGAUUGUGGAAUCUCUCCGGCCCCUGUCCAAGGAGCCAAACCAACUUUGCCUGAAUGGAUGGAUCUCUUGAAGAAUUCACUUACUGAUCUGUCAAAUCCAAGGAAUAGUCAAAUAUUCAUUCUGAGAGUGAUUUUGAAUUGUGAAGUAUACUUUUCUACAUAUGCCAUGGUGUGGAUGGAACCAAUGUUGGACUGUGUUUUGAGAAUUUGCUUACAAAAUGGUAUCAGCUAUCUCUUAGGAGAUUUGGUUUGUAUGCUGGCAAAGUGGAAUGCUGAACAUCAAACGGUGGUCCUCAAUAAAAGUCAGCUGAACAUUUUAUUUGGUUAUCUUGUAAAGCACUGUCCACACUCUGAUAAGGCUGUUUUAAGGUAUCACUUAGAGUUGAUCAAAACUAUGCUUGAAGUCUGGAAGAAUUAUAUUGAUCCACCUCAUGAUUCAUUACUGAGCAUGUUGGAUAAUCCUGAUGCCCGAGUUGGUAUUAAUUUGACUGCAAUCAUGCUAUUCCAUAAGCUCACUCCAUGGACUACAAAGUCAAAGCAGUCUUUUAUUUCAUUCCUCCUGAAGAAUUUGAACAAUAACACCAAGGAGAUAUACAAAGCCUCUGCAGAAACUCUUGGAAUGUGUUUGAACCAAAUGUGCUGCCUUAAUGAUGGUCUAUUAUCCAUUGAAGACCAAAAGUUUGUUGAUGAACUGGAAAAUAUUUUGAAAAAUGUUAAUUUAGCAAAACGUGAUUGUGAGAAAUUUCUUGUUUUGCUGGAUAAUGUUUCUGAAAACUACAUUCAAAUUAUUGACAAUUUUGUAUCAAAUAUUCUUGUUUAUCUGAACCAAAUAGCAGGACACAGAGCUCUCUGUCUAAACCUUUUAUCAAAACGUCUUGAAGUCAUUGGUGGGAAUCCUUACCAAGAGUUGAAGGGGUGUGGAUUACUAACCAUGAUAGGAGAUCAAGAAUCUUUGGUUCAAGUCAAAGUGCUGCAGAUUCUCCGUGAACUUGCGCUUGCGCCUUCUUUGCAAGAUAGUGAACUAGACGAAGUUAUCCAUCAUAUUUCCCCUAUAAAUUGCUAUGUCAAAGGAGAAGCCAGAAACCUUGUGCAUGAGAUAUCACUCAUUGCUUUUGAUCGCUAUUUGCCUAUGCAUGAAAGCAACAAAUUGUCUGAAAUUGAAAAGAAAAUUUUUGAUGAAAGCAAAGCUCUCCUUUUGCUUGGCCUUGUGGAUUCAAAUGCUGAUUUGCAAAAGAAAAGCUUUUCAAAGUGGACAGAUGAGGAACGUCUUCCACAAAAUGUUGCUGAGCGGCUCUCAACAAUGUUUUCGCUGCUGUACUCUCCCCUAACAGAGCAGUAUUUCCUGAGCUACUGUGUGCCACUUCUGUUAGCUGGUACUAGAUCCACUCCAGAUUUUGACUCUCCACUUUUUUCCCAUGCACUUGAUGAUUGUGAGUUUGGGGAAAUGCAUUUACUUACCUCUUGGAGAGUUAAAAACGCCCACAUGGCUCCAUUGUAUGCCCAGACCUUAUCCAGUCAAAUAAGUCUUCAGGAUUCAUCUAGUUCUUUAGAUACAUCCUACCCCCUUUUAGCUACACAAAACAGUCUAAUAUUCCAGCCUACUGCAGACUUCCCUGAUGGAAGUGAUGCUGCAAAUUCUGCAACAAAACUAAAAAGUAGUCUCUCACGAUCAAGCUUUCUUUUCUCACAAGAUACCAGUCAAAGUAGUAAGACUGCCUUAAGGGGGAGUUUUAAACAAGGUGCUAACUUUGGGUCAGAUCUCCUUCAGCUCUCUGAGCCAACUGAGCAUGAAAAAAGUCCUAAAAGAACUGAGAGAGCUUCUCGCUAUUUUGGUAGGAGCAAAGCAGUAAGUGUGUUUAGCAAGGCCAAUGUGAAGAGAGCUAAGAGGAGAGAAGAAAUGUGGAGGGAGCGUAAACUCAGAAGAGAAGGGCAGGUUGCUAUGCACAGAAAGUACAGGCUGGGAGAUCUCCCAGAUAUCCAAAUUAAGUUUGCAGAUGUCAUAAACCCCUUAACGGAAUUAGCAAGGCACGAUUCAAUAAUAGCAAGGAAAAUAAUGGUGAGCCUAGUUGUGGGGGUAAAAGAAGUGAUAGAUGCAUCUGACAAUUCUAAUGACUUUAAAAAGCUGACAUCUGCGUCACUGAAUAAUGUUCUGAAACAAAGUAAAAAUUUUGAACCCUCUAUAAUUGGAGCUUGCCUAGAAAUAGCUUACCACUGUCAAUUCUCUCUUGAUCCACAUCUUGUAGCUGAAGUUGCUCUUGGUAGUAAUUUGCUGGCCCUGGGUGUGCUGCUUCUUGAGGCUGCAGCUACAUGGAAUGAGAAUGUUUGGUUACAUCUGGCAGAGCUUUAUGAUGGACUCGGAGAGCGGGACGUGGCUCAUUCAACUCUCCUACACAACGUACCUCUUGACAAAACAGCAAAGGACGCACUGGUGGCUCAUGCAGAAGAACAAUGGCUGAGAGCCAAACAGCAAUACUUUGUGGCCUUAAAAGACACAAAAUAUGAUAACUUUUAUGAGAGUUGUUUUGAGUGCAUGGCUAUUUUGUCUGAUUGGGAUCAAAUGAAUGAUGUGAUUAGGGAAGAAGUGGAUAAUGAAUUGGAUAAUUUGUGGAAUAACAGCUGGUAUGAACAGAAACUUCUUCCCAGAUUGCUUCAUAGUGAGGUUUUGGGGUUGGUUCAGAGAAAUGAAGACAGUAAACAAUUCCUGAAUGUCAUCAACAGAUGGCUAAAAGAUGAUGCCAAAUCAUCAACCUUGAGUUCUCGCUUCAGUGAAGAGUUGUCUAUUAUCUGUCUCAUGAAGAAAAAAUUUCCUCAGUCUCGAUUUUAUGGAAGCAAGACUUUAUCAAAAUUUGUGGAUGAAUGGAGUGAAUUGAACCCGCUAUUCAGAAAGCGUAGAGAAGUAAUGCUGCUUGGUAUUCAUUCAAUAACUGAUGCCAUGGCUUUCUUUGUAGAGGGGAAAGAAUUGCAAUCUGUCGAAGAAUCUAGGAAUGUUCUGAAGAAGUUUGAAAAAGUGUUACCUGUUCCUCAAGACUCUUUGAUGAGCUGGGAGACACGCCUCACAUACAGAUUUGCUUGCAUGAAAUAUAUGCCCACUGAGAUGGAAAAAGAAGUGGAGAAAUCAGCAUUGAGAAUGCAGCUUAGUUUGGCUGAAGCUGCUCUUCAGCAAGGAAACCAGAAUUUUGCUAAAAAAUAUAUUGUAGAUAUGAAAGGAAAGAUUCAGUCAUCAUCAAGUCCAACACUGACAACCAGAUGGCUGAUAGCUAGGAGUUCAGAGAGACACCAAUGGGCUAAAAGAGAACAAAAUAGUGUCACACGUUUAGACAAUUUGCUCAAAGUUUGGAGGCAACUAGAUACUGUUCUUGCAAGUGAUGAUUUGGAUGACCAUCCUGACCUCAGUGUCAUAGCUCACAGUGUAGAGAGUAACUUAGCUCUAACAAUUAGGGAAACGCUUUCUGCAGAACCACACUCUUUGAAUACCUUAAUAAAAAAUCAGAGUGAUGGUCAUAAUUGGCUUUGUAAUAAGUUACAGUUACAACCUGGUGUUUCAUGUGAGGACAUCAAGAGUACUUUGGACACUCUUGGUCUUAACAGCCUCAUCCACUCUAAAAACAUCGCAAAGAAGCACAAGGAUGCAAGCAGCUUUCUUACUGAACAGACUGCUGAAGCUUAUUUGCAGAUAGCCCAAUACUGUCGCAACCUCCUAGAAAACCAGGAAGGUUCCUCAGGUACAAACACAAUUGCUAGACAUUUAGUGAAAGCCAUACUUUGUGCUAUGAAGUGUGGCUCCAACCGAGCUCGACAGCUUUUUCCUUUAUUACUCCAACUUCCAACUCUCUCGUCAAAUCUUUCAAAGGACUUUGCUGAGAAAAGCUCUUCAAUCCCUGUAUGGAUGUUCCUUGGUUGGAUUCCACAGUUGUUAGCUAUGUUGGACAGUCCAGCAGCUAAGCUUGUUGCCCCAUUGCUGCUGAAAAUUGCUGAAACUUAUCCAAAUGCAGUUUGUUAUCCAUACAACAUUAGCAAAGAGAAAAAUAGUAGCAGCACUGUCAAGCUCGACGUGAUUAAGAAAUUGGACCGCUUGUUGGAAGAUUCCUCCUUUCAAAUACCCCUCGUGAAAGCUCUCUCGUGCUUGACCUAUCCUAGUAUUAUUUUGAAGGACUAUACCAACAAACUUACAGAGGCCAUGAAAAGUGCCCCCAUCAAUUGGCUGUCCUUGAAAGAAAUUUGUGAUGAAUUUUCUUACAUCCAUAAGGAAAGUGGUGGACCUUCACAGUGUGCUGGAAAUUUUUUUCACAGCUAUAAGCAUAAGGAACAUGACAUUCCUGCACUGUUUGAUGAACUUUGUGCUGCUAUAAGUGAAAGGAAUACCACAGUUGCCUCUGAGAUUAUUAACAAAGUGAAGAAAACCCUAGAAAAAGUAAAAGAAUUGGACUCAAAAAAUAUCAAGCACUAUUCAAAGUUGAAGGACUUUUCACCUUGGCUUGCUGAAUUUUCAUCAUCUAAAAAAAACAUUUGUAUUGAAAUACCAGGCCAAUAUACUGGUGAUCAGAAGCCAAACCCUGAGAGGCAUAUUAUGAUAUCUGGAUUUAAUGAUACAGUUCUGGUUAUGCCAUCCAUUCGAAGACCUGUAAAACUUACUGUAAUUGGCUCUGAUGCCCAAAGUCACAACUUCUUGGUAAAAUAUGGAGAGGAUUUAAGGCAAGAUGAACGCGUGCAACAGCUCCUAGGUCUCAUGAAUGGCAUUUUCUCUAACAACCACCUCUGCAGGGAUCGUCACCUAUCUGUUGUCACUUACAAAGUGAUGCCUUUAUCAACCAGGCUGGGCAUGAUUGAAUGGGUUGACAAUACAUCGUGCUUGAAGGAUGUCAUGAUGUCAUCAAGACAACUUUCAGACCAGGAUAGAGUCAGCAUACGAACUAAGCAUGAGUCUUGGCUAAAGAAAUACGUCAAAGUAAAAGAUCAGAAUAUUAAUAUUUACGGCAUUGCUCACGAUCAAAUCAGUAGAGAGGCUUCUGUCACACAGUUCAACAAAUUAGUAUCCAUGACAAAGCCAGAUCUUUUAAGGAAGGGGUUGCAGUUGUGGAGUUCAAGUGCAGAAGGCUUCUACUGGCUUCGUCACUCUUUCAUUACCAGCUACAGUACACUCUGCAUCGCUCAUUGGCUUUUGGGGGUGGGCGACAGGCAUCUCCAGAACUGCUUAGUAUCUCAGACUAAUGGGCAAUGUAUUGGCAUUGACUUUGGACAUGUCUUUGGAUCUGCAACCCUAAAUCUUCCUGUACCAGAAUUAAUACCAUUUAGGUUAACUCCUCACAUUGUCCAUGUCACCCAACCUCAUGGAACAAAAGGUCUAAUUCAGGAGACGAUGGUCAAUGCACUGCGUGCUUUGCGGGCUGACCCUGAAAUACUUUUGGCCACAAUGCAGGUCUUUAUCCAAGAACCAUCUCUUGACUGGCUCCUACUAGCCAAAAAGCAUUGGUCAGAAAGUGAAGAAAAUGCAAAUCCUGCAUGGCUUCCUGUUGUUAAAAUUCAUCAAGCCAAAAAGAAGCUCAAGGGGACCAAUCCUGUACAUCUCAUGAGAGAAGAUUUAGAGAGCAAAAUUCAUACAGUGUUCAAGGAUGGGUAUCUGAAAACAUUAAAUGGCGAUGCUUCUCGCAACAUUCGGGCCAAACUAGGGUAUAAUGAUCUUACUCCACGACAACAGGUGGAGUGCUUGAUUGACUUAGCAACUGAUCCUAAUGUGCUUGUUAAAACUUAUGGGGGAUGGGAACCAUGGUUGUGAUCUUUAAAAUGUCUAGUCUCAUACAUAGAUCAUUUUAAUAACUACAAUCAUCAAGUAUUAAUAAUAACUUAAUGUGUCUUUUUAUUGCAUGCAUUUUUAAAUUUUUUAUAAAUAAAAAAAAUUAGAAGAAACGUUAUCACCACUCUUUCA
Messenger RNA from Frankliniella occidentalis (western flower thrips), 12097 nucleotides. Its product is annotated as DNA-dependent protein kinase catalytic subunit. Gene Ontology annotation, cellular component: nucleus. Gene Ontology annotation, molecular function: DNA-dependent protein kinase activity; protein binding. Bases 221 to 11947 code for a protein of 3908 amino acids. The record is from RefSeq and is a predicted model, not a curated record. Lineage: Eukaryota; Metazoa; Arthropoda; Insecta; Thysanoptera; Thripidae. The transcript has 41 exons. Gene Ontology annotation, biological process: intrinsic apoptotic signaling pathway in response to DNA damage; double-strand break repair via nonhomologous end joining; telomere maintenance.